Messenger RNA from Microdochium trichocladiopsis, 1279 nucleotides. RefSeq names its product BAR domain-containing protein. Gene Ontology annotation, cellular component: medial cortex; actin cortical patch; mating projection tip. The transcript is spliced from 3 exons. Gene Ontology annotation, molecular function: protein binding; lipid binding. The record is from RefSeq and is a predicted model, not a curated record. NCBI's taxonomy places the organism in Eukaryota, Fungi, Ascomycota, Sordariomycetes, Xylariales, Microdochiaceae. Gene Ontology annotation, biological process: actin filament organization; actin cortical patch localization; plasma membrane tubulation. Bases 406 to 1191 code for a protein of 261 amino acids.
UUGCAUUCCCUGGCCGGCUGUCUGGUGCCGCCCGUGUCAAGGCUCAGCCACCGGCCAUCUCGUCAUGCUGCUCGACUGCGGCCCAAAAGCAACAACACCUCGCUCUCGCCGCUCACCACACAUACACACACACUUCGCCAACCUCGACCUGCACACCCAUCUCUGCGCCUGUCUUCUCGCGAAACCCACGAUACCCCUCGACCCAGCAGCUCUGCCACCCUACGUCCCCCCUGAACAGCCCGCGGCGUCUGCCUGGUCAACCCCGCGCCCGCAUCGCCAGAGAUUGUUCUCUUUCCCAACACAUUGACGGCCACCACGACGCGGGCCCCGGAUCCCACCCUUUAGCCCAAGAAGAGGCUUCCAACACACAGCAACCCUCUUGCAGACAUCCACACCGCCGCCAUCAUGUCGUGGGCCGGCUUCAAGAAGAAUGUCAACCGCGCCACGACGCAGGUCAUGAUGAAGACGGGCCAUGUCGAAAAGACAAACGACCGCGACUACGAGGUGGAGGAGCGCCGCUUCCGCACAAUGGAGGCCGCGUCCAAUCGGUUACAAAAGGAGGCCAGGGGUUACCUUGACUCAUUGCGAGCCAUGACUGCUUCACAAAUGCGCAUCGCCGAGACCAUCGAUGCGUUCUACGGCGACUCGGGCGCGCGAGACGGCGUGAGCAGGAGUUACAAGCAGGCGGUGGAAGACCUCGACGCCGAGACGAUCAAGGCGCUCGACGGGCCUUACCGGACGACAGUAUUAGAUCCCAUCACCAGAUUCUGCGCCUACUUCCCAGAUGUCAACGAAUGCAUCAAGAAGCGCGGCCACAAGAUGCUCGACUACGACGCCCUGCGCGCCAAGGUCAAGAAGCUCGCCGAGAAGCCCGACAAGGACGUCACCAAGCUGCCCCGCGCCGAGAAAGAGAUGGACAUGGCAAGGGCCCAGUACGAGCAGCUCAACGAGCAACUAAGCACCGAGCUGCCCCAGCUCAUCGACCUGCGCGUGCCCUACCUCGACCCGAGCUUCGAGGCCCUCGUCAAGAUCCAGCUGCGCUUCUGCGCCGAGGCGUACAGCCGCAUGGCCCAGGUCCAGCAGUACCUCGACGCCGACACGAGGGAACAGUACGCCCAGGGACACCUCGAUCAGCGCGUGGAGCAGGUGCUGCAGGAGAUUCGGGAGCUCAGCAUCAGCGGUACGGUCUAGACUUUUGGCCUGGUAUUGCUGCUUAUCUUUUUCGUUAUUGGUCCAGAGCGAUGGUCGCACAAGCUGAAUGCCUUGGCUCACUUUCUUU